AAUUCAUCAAUUUCAUAUAAAUUUUAAUUUUAUGCUAUAACUUGGUAUAUAAGAGAAGGAUGGAUUCGUAAGGGAGGAGACUCAAAAUGGAUUUGCAGAAGGUAAUUAUAAACUUGGAGUAAAAACUGGAAAAUGGGUUUUGACUUAUCCUGAUAGGAUGUAUAAAAUUUUUUUUUUAUAUUAUAGAGAAGAAGGAAAUUUUCAAGGAAAAAAUAGAAUUGGAUAAUGGCUAAUUCAUUAUUCGAAGAGUGAUUUUUAUGAAGCGUAUUUUAUAAAAUAUCAUAAUUUAUAGAGGAUUGUAUGAUGAAAAAAAUUUAAAAACAGGAGAGUGGAUCACGUUCAAAGAAUAAAAUUCUGAAGUUACCAUUAAAACAACAUAUCAGAGAGGAGUGAAGAUAAAGGAAAAAAAAGUUGACUAAUUAUAAAUUUCAACGAUACAAUUGAAAAAGGGUUGACUUAUUAACUAUUUCUUUUUGCAAGAAG
Messenger RNA from Paramecium sonneborni, 483 nucleotides. NCBI's taxonomy places the organism in Eukaryota, Ciliophora, Oligohymenophorea, Peniculida, Parameciidae. The record is from the annotation of a GenBank genome assembly.